Messenger RNA from Rotaria socialis, 4035 nucleotides. Lineage: Eukaryota; Metazoa; Rotifera; Eurotatoria; Philodinida; Philodinidae. The record is from the annotation of a GenBank genome assembly.
AUGCACCAUAUAUGUUGUAUACCAGUUUGUCCUUCUCUUUUAUCCGAUGUUGAUGUUUAUUCAUCUCAUGAAAAUAUUUAUCGAAGUCCAAAUUUUAUGUUUCAACAAAAGUUAAGUUCGUAUAUGAAGCAAUUUAAUCGAUAUUUUACUUUUUCUCAUGAUGAAAAAAGUAAUGAGAAAAAUUUUCAUGAUGAUUUAUUCGAAAUAAUUUCUUUACCGGAUAAUGACGAUCAUUCACACGGGAAAUUCUUUGGCCAAGUAUCACAACUAAAACAGAAUUCCACAAUUGAUGCAGAUGGAACGUUGAUCACAAGAAGAAUAUUACCAGGAACUACAAAUAUUAAUAAUAAUUCUAAUAUCAAUGCUGAAAAUAAUGGAAACACAAUAUCCGGUGAACAGCAAGCCAAUAAUGCAUUCUAUAAUUGUAUUGAUAGUGCACCGGAUAUACCUGAUGGGAAAACAGUUCCAUUGGGUCUUGAUAUGGGUAUAUCGGGCGUUAAACGAUCAGCUGGCGUUCCAAGUGCAAUUGGAAGACAUAAUUUAAAUGACGAAGAACUUCGUACUCAUGUAUAUAAAAAAACUUUACAAGCAUUAAUUUAUCCGAUAUCACUAACAACUCCACAUGAUUUCGAAUUUUGUUCAUUUGCACAUCCAACUUAUUGUUAUGAAUGUGAAGGUUUACUAUGGGGUAUUGCAAGACAAGGCUUAAAAUGUCGAGAAUGCGGAGUUAAAUGCCAUGAAAAAUGCAGAGAUCUUCUAAAUGCUGAUUGUCUUCAACGUCGAGCUCAAAAAAAUGCUAAACAUGGCGCUGAUGAUAAAGCAAAAACUUUAAUGGAAGCCAUGCAGGAAAAAAUGACACUCAGGGAAAUUCUUUUCAGGGAUGUAUUUAACGUUGAUGAGAAAUCUCAUGCUGGUCAUAUGAAGGCUGUUAAACAAAGUGUACUGGAUGGUACAUCAAAGUGGUCAGCUAAAUUGGCAAUAACUGUGAUAAGUGCUCAAGGUUUAAUAGCAAAAGAUAAAACUGGGACAUCAGAUCCUUAUGUUACUGUUCAAGUUGGUAAAGUUAAAAAACGAACAAAAACUGUUUAUUCAGAAUUAAAUCCAACAUGGAAUGAAAAGUUUUUUUUUGAGUGUCAUAACUCAUCUGAUCGAAUUAAAGUUCGAGUAUGGGAUGAAGAUGAUGAUAUACGAGCUAAACUAAUGCAAAAAUUAACUCGUGAAUCCGAUGAUUUUCUUGGACAAACAAUAAUUGAAGUUCGAACAUUAUCAGGUGAAAUGGAUGUUUGGUAUAAUUUAGAAAAACGAACCGAUAAAUCAGCUGUUUCUGGUGCUAUUCGUCUUCAUAUUUCAGUUGAAAUUAAAGGAGAAGAAAAAGUAGCUCCAUAUCGUGCACAAUAUACUUGUUUACAUGAGAAUUUAUUUUAUACACUUUGUGAAAACAAUAAUGGCCAACCAAUUAUUCCUGAUGCUAAAGGAGAUGAUGCUUGGAAAAUUUAUUUUGAUGAACCUUCAAAAGAAAUUGUUUAUGAAUUUGCAGUACGUUAUGGUAUUGAAUCAAUUUAUCAAGCAAUGACGCAUUUUGCAUGUCUAUCAACAAAAUACACGUGUCCCGGUGUUCCUGCUGUGAUGAGUACUCUCUUAGCUAAUAUAAAUGCUUAUUAUGCACAUACAACAGCAACAACUGCUGUAUCAGCGGCUGAUCAGUUUGCUGCAUCGAAUUUUGGAAAAGAUAAAUUUAUUAAAUUACUUGAUCAAUUACACAAUUCAAUUCGUAUCGAUUUAUCGAUGUAUAGAAAUAACUUUCCAUCCUCGAGUGCAGAGCGAAUGCAAGACUUGAAGUCAACUGUUGAUCUUCUCACAUCGAUAACAUUCUUUCGUAUGAAGUAUGGAAGAAAGAUUCCUUUUCGAAUGUCCGUUAACAAUGACGUUCAAGAAUUAAGUUCUCCACCUCGUGCAUCAAGUGUAGUUAAAGAUUGCGUUAAAAAUUGUAUUCGUAAUACAUAUGAUUUCUUAUUUGCUAAUUGUGAUCAAGUUUAUAAACGAGAAUCAAAACAACAAACGAAUGCUAUUGAAAGUAAUGAUGAACAAAAUGAAGAUGAAGGAUUAACAACUAGUAUUAUCGUGCCAAGCGUCAAAAGUUUAAAAUUUUGGAAUCGUUUUAUGUAUUUAUUAACAUGUAUUAUAUCUGAAGAUCGAGAACGAUAUAGUUUAGUGUUGAAUCAAUUUCCAUCAGAAGUGAAUGUCGGUCAUAUUAGUGCAGAUACUCUAUGGAAAUUUCUAUCAGCUGAUCUUCGAGAUCAUUUAGAAGAACAUGCUCGAAUUCCAAGUGAAUGUCGUGAAAUAAAAAGUGCUGAUUAUAUGAAUCUUCAUUUUAUGGUGAAAAAAUUUUAUGAUACAUCAGUUAAAAUAAUUCCAGAAGCUAAAAAUAUUAUUCCAGAAUAUCCAAAAUGGUUCGAGCCAUUCGUUAUGCAAUGGCUGAAUGAAAACGAUGAUAUGUCCAUGGAAUAUCUUCAUAAUGCAAUUGAAAAAGAUCGACAAACAGGGUUUGAACAAACAUCUGAGCAUUGUUUAUUUUCCUCAUCAGUUGUUGAUGUAUUUACACAAUUGAAUCAAUGUCAUGGAAUAAUAAAAAGUCUUGAUCUUCAUGAUCCAGUUGUUAUUGCUGCAUAUAUGCAACGUUUUUCUGUAACUAUUUCAAAAGUUUUACUUGCUUAUGCAAAUGCAAUACGUCGAACAUUUGAACAUGUUGGUGGCGAAGAUCAUACUUGUUCAAUAUUAAUGAAUAAUAUUCAACAAUUAAGGUUGAAUUUAGAACAACUAUAUGAAUUAAUGGGGGGGACACUAUUGGACGACGAAACCAAAUGUAGACUUAAUGAAUUACAAAAACAAUUAAGUGAUGUACUAGAUGAAUUAAGUGCAAUGUUCGUUAAAAGUAUACAACCGACAAUAAGACAAACAAUCGAAGAAGUUUAUAAACAAUUACAACAAAUUAAAGGAAACCAAAUUGGAAUGGGAAAUAACAGUGGACAACAAAAAGGUGCUGAAGCUAUGAUUGUUACUAAAUCAUUAUUAGAUUAUCUUGAUCAAAGAUUGACAUUCUUUGCAAAUCAAUGUGAAAAGACAGUAUUGAAACGUCUCUUGAAGGAAUUAUGGAAAACAGUGAUUAGUGAUUUGGAAAAAGUUAUUGUUCUACCACCGUUUGCUGAUUCAAAAAAUCUUUUAACAAUUCCAGCAGCUAAAAUUGAAGAUGCUUAUAGACUUUUAUCUGGGGAAUUAGGUCGAGAUAGUGAUCGAAGUUUAACUCAGAAACAAUGUCAAAUAUUAGAUCGCGGUUUAGAAGAUUUAAAAGAAUUUUUUCAUGCAUCUGGGCAAGGUUUGAAAAAGAAUUAUUUAGAGAAAACAGCAGAAUUACAGUCACUUAAAUAUGCACUCUCGUUGUAUACACAAACGACUGAUUCAUUAAUUAAAACAUUUGUUAAAACCGAAAAAGAACAAGAUCGUCCAGCGUUCGAAGAAUCUUUUGGUGAAUUAUCGAUUCAAGUUGAUUUAUUUACACAUCCCGGUACUGGCGAACAUAAAGUUACUGUGAAAGUUGUGGCUGCCAAUGGUCUUAAAUGGCGUACCACUGGAAUGUUUCGUCCAUACAUUGAAAUAGCUAUAUGUGGUCCUCAUCUCAAUGAUAAAAAGAGAAAACAUACAACUAAAACGAAAAGUAACACAUGGAUACCGAAAUAUAAUGAAACAUUUCAUUUUUUAUUGGGUAAUGAGGAAGAACCUGAUUGCUAUGAAUUAAAUAUUGCAGUAAAAGAUUAUUCGUUUAUGCGUGAGGAUCGAAUUAUUGGAUUAAAUGUUAUCAAAUUAACGCAAGUUUGUGAACAAGGUUCAUGGUCAUCUUGGAUUCCACUUGGUCCUCGAAUUAAUUUUGAUGAUACUGGCUUAACUAUAUUAAGAAUAUUAUCGCAUAGAACAAAUGAUGAAUUAGCUAAAGAAUUCGUUGCAUUGAAAUCAGCAAGAAGACAUAAAGAAGAUGUGUGA